AUGCAUGGCAAUGUACAAAGCAUAAGGAAUAAGACUGAUGAGCUACGCGCUUGUACCCAAUACCUCUCAGAGUACCGACAAUCCUGCUUGAUCUGUCUAUCUGAGACCUGGCUUACGGAACAGGAUCCCGACUCCGUUGUGGAGCUGCAUGGCUACACAAUUGUUCUAAUGGACCAAAACAGCAACUCUGGUAAGAGAAAUGGUGGUGGAGUUGGUGCAUUCAUCAACGAGAAAUAUUGCAAUCCUGCCCAUAUUACAACUAAGCACAAGGUCUGUACUAAAGACAUUGAACUCCUUGCUCUUAAGCUAUGGCCAUACUACCUGCAAUGGGAAAUAAAUCAGGUCAGAUUAUUUAUUGUUUGCAUAGCCCCCUCCGCUGACACCCAAAUAGCUGCCGACUUAAUUCAUGACCUUGUAUCCCAGGCUGAGACAGUCACCUGAAGCAGUAAAGCGAAACAUUUACCAUCAUAUCAGCAAUAUGUUACAUGUCCUACCCGAAAUUAUGCCUGUCUGGGCCUCUGUUAUGGUAACAUCCCAGGUGCGUAUUUUUCAAAGGCACUACCCAAUCUUGGGGGUUCGGAUCAUAACAUGGUUCAGCUCAUCCCAGUCUACAAAGCGCGUCUGCAGCGAGAGAAGGCUAGAAAGGUGGAGAUGAAAAGCUGGACUCCUGAAGUGACUGAAGCCCUCCAGGACUGUUUUGAGUCCACUGACUGGGCGGCCCUGAUGGACAGCGCCGAUGACCUGGAAGAGGCAGCGGAUACCGUCUCUGAGCACAUCUGUUUCUGUGAGGAUCUCGUUAUUCCCUAAAUGAAAGUCAACAUCUUCCCCAAUAAUAAACCGUGGGUAGCUCGGGAAUUAAAAGAGCUCCUCAACUGUGUUUAAAUCAGGUGUCAGUAAAGAUGAAAGGAAAAAUAUUCAGAGGCAACUCAAAAGCAACAUUAAGGAGUGCAAGGUAGCAUACAAAGACAAAUUAGAAAACCUUUUCAAGGACAGUAGGAAAGCCUGGCAAGGGCUACAAACCAUCACAGGCUACAAACCAGAGACAUUUUAUGACCGUCAAAUGACCUUGCUUUUGCAAAUUAUUUGAACAGUUUCUAUUGUAGGUUUGACGUGUGAUUUUUACAUCGCUGCAGAAAGUGGCCUUGGACAGUAUAGACUGCAUACCAGCUGUUGAUAUACAGAUCUCUGUGAAUGACGUCAAGCAGUACUUUCAACGUGUCAACCCACGAAAAUCAUAUGGUCCAGACGGCGUCAGCAGCAAGGCACUUCAGGCAUGCGCAGACCAGCUCGCAUUACCGUUCCAGAAGCUGUUCCAGCCGUCACUGAACAGUGGGAUAAUUCCAGACUUAUGGAUGUCACUGAUUGUCCCAAUACCUAAAAACAACAGGCCAAAAGAAAAUAACGAUUUACGCCAUGUAGCCCUGACAUCUGUACCUAAUGAAAUGUUUUUAAAAAAUAUUUCAAAAACAAAUUCUCUCAUCCCAAUUAGACUCAAACCAAUUCGCCUACCGUGCCUCCAGGGGUGUUGAUGAUGUGUUACUGGUCAUGCUGAACAAUAUCUAAGAACAUUUAGAAAAAGCAAAUCGUCUAGUGGAAAUUGUAUUCAUUGACUUCAGUAGCGCAUUUAACACCAUCCAACCCCACCUACUGGUGGAUAAGCUGGUGAGUUUGGGUGUCAACUCUCUAAUGAUCAAGUGGAUUAAUAGUUUCCUUGUGAACCGUACUCAACAAGUUAAGUUUAACUCCGCCAUCUCUACAUCUAGAACGGUGAAUACGGGAGCCCCUCAAGGUUGCGUACUUUCACCGAUACUGUACACAAACAAUUGUGAAGCCUCUGACACGGCCCACAAAUUGUUUGAAUAUGCAGAUGACACCGCUGUUGUGGGUUUCCUCCAUCCAGACCAAGCCUCUCUUAAAGGUUUUGACAGAGAAACGGCAAAAUUCGUACAGUGGUGUGCAGAUAACUUUAUUGAAAUAAACUUUAAGAAAACGAAAGAGAUGGAAAUUGAUUUUAGAAGGAACAAAGCUCCACUACCCCCUACGAAGAUCAAUAUGGAAUCAGUCGAUAGGUUGACCACAUACAAGUACCUGGGAAUUGAAAUAGACAAACUGAAAUUCAAUGACUGUGCCUUUGCAAAGAUAAAGAAAUUGCAACAGGGAAUGUUUUUUGUUUUUAACACAAACUGAACCAUUUUAAUGUUGACCGCCAUAUCUUACAAGUGUUCUAUAAAUCUGUCCUGCAGAGUGUGCUGUCCUUUGGUCUGAUAUGCAAUGUUCGGAAACAUGCAAGACCAAGUCAAGCUUCAAGACGGCGGGAAGGAUAAUUGGUAUAGAUCAAGAAUCCGCCACAAACCUGUACACAACUCAUCCUCCUAAAACUUGAAAGCAUUUUACAGGACAGUACUCAUCCCCUUUCAGUCACAGAAUCAGCCGGACAAGGGGAAAGAGACUUCAAAUUAAAACAAAUAUGGGGACUCUUUUAUUCCAACAGCCAUUAGGCUGUAUAAUAGAUAGUCUGUUGGUCCCUCGAGUAUACAGCAUAUUGCACUUUCACUUUAAAUGUGUAGCUGUAGCACUUCGAAUUAAUUGUUUUGUGUAGUUUCGGUGUUUUCAUGUUUUAUGUACUGUCUUUUUAUGCACAUUACCAAAUUAAUUUCCCCCUGGUGGGAUAAUAAAGUUAAUCUGAAUCUAGGUAAGUAUUUUCCGCCAAAACUGCAAGUGUCCUUCUAAAGCAUAUAAAGCAUGUCUGGAUUUGAUUAGUGCUUUUAUCAGCGUGAAAAUUCAAGCAUGAUGCUACCUGAGCCUGAUGAGCUAUACAUUAAAUACAUUUUAUGAGCCCAAGCCCAAAAAAUCCCAAAUGAUGAUCCAAUACAUAGCAUAGCCUAUGAUAUAUAGGCUACCCCACAUUACACACGGCAGAAAAACAUAAAAGGCCAUAGAUGUAGCUAUGCUCUCUUGUGUAAAUAAAUUAAACAAGCUCCAGUAGGCUAAUCUUUCUGAGUGUGGACUUUGUUACUGUAUGGGCAUUCCACUCUUAUAUUACCAGGGUUCAAUACUGCGACCAAAACAGUCACAUUUGCGACCGUUUGAGUUGGCAGUACAACAUAUUUUUUAUUGGUCGCAAGGGUGCCAGUGAAGAAAUGUACCUGGUCACAUUAGAUUUUGGUUCACAAUUUUUCUUUAUAAUUUUUUUUAUUAUGAUUUAUUCAUUGUGCAAUUGACCAGAAAUAAACUACCUUUCUGAAGAGGCAACAAUGGCACGGGACUGCCCCUGGCUGUGUGUGUAGAGCCUACACUGUAAAACUUGGGUAUAAAAUUUAUUUAAUUGUUAUUUUUUUGUCACCGAUCUACACUGUCAAAGUGGAAGAAAUAUUCUAACAUUUGUAAAACAUUUAUGAAAAAUGAAACACUAAUAUACAGUGGGGAGAACAAGUAUUUGUACAGUGCCGAUUUUGCAGGUUUUCCUACUUACAAAGCAUGUAGCGGUCUGUCAUUUUUAUCAUAGGUACACUUCAACUGUGAGAGACGGAAUCUAAAACAAAAAUCCAGAAAAUCACAUUGUAUGAUUUUUAAGUAAUUAAUUUGCAUUUUAUUGCUCUUGGCAGUUGUUCACAUUGGCAGUUUGAAGUGACACAAAUCCUAUUGAUUUGCAUAUCCGAUUCGAAUGUUCUUUUUCCUGCAGUCUGAACAGCCACAUUUGAAAACACCUUCCUAGGUGGUUUGAAGUCAGAUACAAAUCUGAUCCCUGUCCAUGUGACUUGUCUGAAUGGUCAAAUCUGAUUUAUUUGCCCUCAAGUGGUUUUUAGACUGUUAUUCUGCAUUUCUUGUUGCUUGCUAGUAGCUACUCUGUUGACAGUUUGACAUGAACAUGUGGUAGAUAACUAGCUUGUUAAUUGUUUACAAACAAAUUAGUGAAUGUGCUAGAACGCUAAACGGCUACCCAGCUAGCUAGUUCACUGCUGUGGCUAGCCAAAAAGGACUCAUUUUGAAAGUGGGAUCAUCUUAUCCUGUGAGGCUUUUAAAGUGUUUUUAACAUGUGAUUUUGAACAUUAAAAGCAACUGGGAAACAUCCAUGGCAGGCAUUUUCACCUUAGCUUGCUACAUAACUUCUGAGUGAUAGGAAGCACGAGCACCACCACCAAUCAGCCUACACCACUGUACACAUACCUGUCGUUACUAUGACAACUACUUCAUCCCCUUUGGUCACUUGCAACUUGCUAUUUGGACAGUCCGUAGUCCAAAACGGAUUUAAAAAACAAAACUGAUUUGAGCAUUAAGGUCUGCAGUGUGAACAAGGCUUUAGAAACGGACCCAGAAAGACUCACACCUGUAAUCACUGCCAAGCAGCAUUAUAAGGCUGCGUUGAGACAAUUACUUAUCAAUGACCCAAGCCCAGCUCAGUUAAUCCCUACCAUUUGACGCUGAGUUGUCAUAAUGCUUCAGCAAAUGUACAUUAUACCAGAGGCGUUGUUAGACACAAUGUAAAUAACCUAAUUUAUGUCCCUCUAACUGCCCUGAAUGCUUCUGCUGAUCCUACAGCUAUUGUAUGCAGUAAUCAUGUGCAUCUGAACCAUACUUAUACUGUUCGCACUGAGGCGGUGUUUCCCUAGUAGAAAGUCCACUGUGUGCAGCUCACCCUGCACUAACAUAAAUAACAUGAGCAUAUCUGCUUCUGAUAAGCUUCCCAGUAAAGCAAUGAAAACAAGUAAGCAUCCCGGAAGAAAAGUGCUCAAAAAUAGCCUGUGUUAACAAGGUUCAUGAAAUCAAUAAUUUGCUAGUAACAGAUGACAUUCAUAUUCUGACAAUCUCUGAAACUCUCUUAUAUAAUACAUUUUAUGAUACAGUGGUAGCAACACAAGGUUAUAACAUUUGCAGAAAAGACAGAAAUGCAAAUGGUGUAGGUGUUGUUGUUUAUAUACAGAACCACAUUGCUGUAAAGCUUAGACAGGAUCUCAUGUUAAAUACUGUUGAAGUAAUAUGGCGAUCUGUGGCAUUGUGUUGUGUGACACAACUGCACAUUUUAGUGGCCUUUUAUUGUCCCCAGCACAAGGUGCACCCGUGUAAUGAUCAUGCUGUUAAAUCAGCUUCUUGAUAUGCCACACCUGUCAGAUGGAUGGAUUAUCUUGGCAAAGUAGAAAUGCUCACUAAGAGGGAUGUAAACAAAUUUGUGCACCAAAUCUGAGAGAAAUAAGCUUUUUGUGCGUAUGGAAAAUUUGUAGGAUCUUUUAUUUGAGCUCAUGAAACAUGUGACCAACACUUUUUACAUGUUGUGUUUAUAUUUUUGUUCAGUGUAGUUACUUAAAUUACAGCCUCGGCCCCAUGCCAAGUAAGAGUAGAGUUGUCAGUUGUGAUAACAGAGCUAACUUCCGUAUUAGAAUAGAAUGUGGGCAGCAACCAAUGACAGCGACCCUUAUUAGAAUAGGGAUUACAGCCAAUGACAGUGCUCAAUACUAGAAUGUGGGUAACACCCAGAUAUGUGGUUGCUGAACCAACUGUCUGCAGAGAGGCAUGGGUUUCAUCAAACCAAGAUACUGUAGAUACAUAACCACAUAUUUUGCCGUGAAAUAGUUUCUUCUCAAUCCAGACUAUUUUGGUCUAUUUUUAUUCAAUGCCUUGGUCUCUUUGCCCUAAAACUGGUUUUGCAAUUAAGGUUAUAUUAAAAUAUUACACAAUUCACUUUCUCUGAACUAUGCAUAGUGUACUGUACAACCAUUUCAUGAAGUAGCUGUUUGGUAGAUUUUAUCUAUUGUAUUUAACCCUUAAUCAAUGUUGGUCAGUUAAGAAUAAUUUCUCAUUUGCAGAAAUAAUGAGCUGGCCAAGAUAUCAUCAAUAUUCUCAUGAAUCUACUUAGGCUACAGAUAGCAUCUUAAUCAGGAUUAUGUGGCUCUUGCUCGUGUUCACUGUCUACAUUCAUUUAAUUCACAUUCAGUACAACACAAUAGAUAACCCCUGAGGGGAUAAAUACAAAAGUUGUAUUGAAUUGAAGAUUUUCAUAAUGAACUUAAGUAGGCUGUAGUAAGCAAAAUAAACGAUAACCUACUGCGGUUUAUUUUCUUUUAAAUGGUUGAAUGUAAUUUAUAAAAAGCUAAACUCUUGGGGAUAUAAAUUGCAGAGCCUAACUGAUCAUUAAUGUGUAGAAAGUUUAAUUUUUUUCCCCAGGAGGUAAAAAAUAACAUGGCAUGAAUAAUGUGCUCACUCAGAUUAUUCCUCAAAAGUGAUUUGGUUGCUGAAUCUUCGUUAAUGAAGUCCAUAGAAAUGAGAUGGACAACACACCAAAAAAUGUGCAGACCAAUAAACGUCUUGACAGAAUAUUUUUGAUGUGCCAUACUAUUCCCGCCUGAAUCCCAUAUCCCAUCUAAUCGGUUUGUCUCCUCCCCUCCCCUCUCCUGCUCCCCUGAAGUCUCCCCGGGAAUCUGCAACAGUAAGGACAUCCGGAACAACGUGACCAACCUGCGCUCCCUGGAGAACUGCACGGUCAUCGAGGGCCACCUGAAAAUCAUCCUCAUGUUCAAGACCAAGCCCGAGGACUUCAGGGGCCUCAGUUACCCCAAACUGACCGUGGUCACAGACUUCCUCCUCCUGUUCAGGGUCUACGGAAUGGAGAGCCUCAAAGACCUCUUCCCUAAUCUCACUGUGAUCCGAGGUAACAACCUGUUCUUCAACUACGCUCUGGUCUUCUUUGAAAUGCUGCAGCUCAGGGAUAUCGGCCUCCAAAGCCUGAUGAAUAUCACUAGAGGAGCGGUUAGAAUCGAGAAGAACCCGGACCUCUGCUACCUCUCCACGCUGGACUGGUCCAAGAUCCUGGACACGGUGGAGGACAACUACAUCGUAGCCAAUAAGAAUGACCGGGAGUGCGGAGACGUGUGUCCAGGGGCGGCCAAGGGGAAGACCACCUGUCAGCAGACCACCAUCAACGGCCUCUUCAGCGAACGCUGCUGGACGCACAAGCACUGCCAGAGAAGUAAGUCACUGGGUUCUUAUUUAAUUUAUCCUGUAUUUAACCAGGACGUCCCAUUGAUGUCAGAAGACCUCUUUUACAAGGGAGACCUGACAGUCUUUGGUGCAUGAUGGAGGGAGUGUUUGUAUUUAAAUGCAUGUAAAAUCACACACUAG
Messenger RNA from Coregonus sp. 'balchen', 7113 nucleotides. The record is from the annotation of a GenBank genome assembly. NCBI's taxonomy places the organism in Eukaryota, Metazoa, Chordata, Actinopteri, Salmoniformes, Salmonidae.